UCUAUGCUAGUGCUUGGUGUCGCCCUCGUUGUCGCGCGGGCCUCUGACAUUAACAAGGUUGUGUUCCAGUUCCCUGAGUACGAUUUCAAGGAAACCAGCAAAAAUGAACUCACUUUUCGCGAAUAUGAGUCUGCCUGCGAUCAAAGCAAUCGAUGCACGAUACUAGACGGAAUCGAAAGAACGCGAUGCGUUCGGGAAUGCAUCUCGCCGUCCUGCUAUCAGGAGAUUUAUAAGUUUGACGAGCUCGAAGAAGGCGAAAUCGAUGUACGACUGAAUUCCUUCCGUGCUUGCUUCAUGCAACGACUGAACCGCAACCGAGGUUAAGCCAAGCUCGAGCCACAUCGUCGCAAAUGGCGACACACCAUACAAAACCUCAUGCGGUGCGAUAUUACUAGAGCAGUAUUCGGGAUUUCC
This is a messenger RNA of Anopheles nili, 414 nucleotides long. RefSeq lists its product as uncharacterized. NCBI's taxonomy places the organism in Eukaryota, Metazoa, Arthropoda, Insecta, Diptera, Culicidae. The transcript is spliced from 3 exons. Bases 4 to 324 code for a protein of 106 amino acids. The record is from RefSeq and is a predicted model, not a curated record.